Rubroshorea leprosula is the source of this 814-nucleotide messenger RNA. The record is from the annotation of a GenBank genome assembly. NCBI's taxonomy places the organism in Eukaryota, Viridiplantae, Streptophyta, Magnoliopsida, Malvales, Dipterocarpaceae.
GGGAAGGUACCGAAAAUUCCAUCGAAAUCGGCCGCGAAAUUGAGACCUUUAACCACAGAUGUCCUUCAUCGAUGAAUUUCAAGCCAAAAUUGUGAGACAAAAUGAGCAACGUUGUGAACAAGAAAUAGAAGAUAUCAAGAAUGGUGUCAGGGCUGGAAAUAUCACACCAGAUACUUCACUUAUUAGAUUCUCAGAUGAAGCACUAGAUGAGCAAAAGCAUAGCAUCAGGAUUGCAGAUGAAAAAGUUGCCUUGGCUGUUCAAGCUUACGAUUUGGUAGAUACACACAUACAACAGCUUGAUCAACAUUUGAAAAGAUUUGAUGAAGAGCUCCGGCAUGAAAGAGAGAAUGCUGCUGCUGCUGUUUUGCCUGCUACAAGUCUUGAUGGCAGUGCGAAAUCUGGAAGAAGUAGUGAAGGUGGAAGAGGAGGGCGUAAAAAGUAUCUACUCAUCUUAGAUAUCCUUAUAUUUGGUUUCCUUAUGGAUUGCUUAAACUUGUUUUAGUUAGCUGUUAUUGUGCUGUUGAUUCUUGCUUUCGUCUUCCUGAGGAAGUUAUUUUCUCUAUUACUUGUGCAAGUUGUUUGAGAUCACCCCAAAAUUGAACUGACCUGAAGUGGAUCAAGUGAUUUUGUCUAGUUCUAUAUGGGACCAUAGUUUAUCACAGUUCCAAAAUUUUGUGAUCCAGUUGGUCUGGGUCAAAAUUGGUUCUGAGCUAUGAGUGAUCUAAACCACACCAUGUGACACAAACAAUAUAUUCUCUUGUUUUUCUCCCCACAGCAGAAAGCUUGGCUUGAAAAAUAAAGUCCUUAUUCAUGC